Messenger RNA from Fraxinus pennsylvanica, 906 nucleotides. NCBI's taxonomy places the organism in Eukaryota, Viridiplantae, Streptophyta, Magnoliopsida, Lamiales, Oleaceae. The record is from the annotation of a GenBank genome assembly.
AUGGCAAUAAUCGCAACUACAACUGCCUCUACGCCUAUUGCCUCAUUUCACCGCCUGCCCAUGUAUCAAAUUUUCAGCAAAUGCAGUUUUUUGACUCUUAAUUUCGCGGGAAAUCGUAAGCCAAUCAAACAUAAAUUGAACAUACAAAAUUCCUUGGUUUCGACAAAGGCUUCUUCUUCGGUGGCCCAAGCCCCAGAGCCAAUGGUUCCACCAUUUAAUGUUCUGAUCACUGGCUCUACUAAAGGAAUAGGGUAUGCACUUGCAAAAGAGUUUUUGAAAGCUAAUGACAAUGUCGUUAUAUGCUCGAGAUCAGAUGAACGAGUGCAAUCUGCUCUUGAAAGAUUACAAGUGGAAUCAGGGAAGCAGCAUGUGUGGGGAACCAAAUGUGAUGUUAGAAAUGGGGACGAUGUCAAGAAAUUAGUUGCUUUUGCACAGGAAAAGCUUAAAUACAUUGAUAUAUGGAUAAAUAAUGCAGGAUCAAAUGCAUAUAGUUACAAACCGCUGAUAGAAGCAUCAGAUGAAGAUCUAGUUGAAGUUGUCUCUACAAAUACCCUUGGAUUGAUGAUAUGUUGUCGAGAGGCAAUAAAGAUGAUGCUAAACCAGCCUCGAGGAGGUCAUAUAUUUAACAUUGAUGGAGCUGGUUCAGAUGGAAGACCAACCCCCAGAUUUGCUGCUUAUGGAGCAACUAAACGCAGUGUGGCAAUGCACUAUUUUGCCAAGAAACGUAUGCCCAUAUACUUUGAAAAUCAUUUCAUGGCUGCACUGGGGGGAUCUCAUGAUAAUGCUAGAAUGCAGUGCGCAGAAUUGAGGAUGCAGGAUGUCAAAAAUGUUAUAUUACAUAAUCUUUCGAUAUUCUCAAGAUUCGCUUUUGGUGCUCGGAGAAACAGAUAUAUUGUUGAAGAUUAG